UACCAAGGGCCCUUCGGACGACGUCGUUGAUGCUGGGGUGCCGAGUUGAGCACUACAGCUGCAUGAGGGGGCCGAGGUAGUCCAGACUAUCAUAGCACUUUAACAUUUUAAUAUUUAAUAGGUAUACGCUCGGUAAGUGCAGCGCAUCGUGCCAAUGUUUUGUUAACUCAAUCAAUAAAGAAAAUUAAAUAACGUCCGAGAUUUCCCAUAAUGAUGUCAUUUUACUUGUUCAUAAAUUCUCAACGUUCAUCAUUUGUUUUGUAAAACAUGUAGGUACAUGUACAAUAUGUGUGAUAUUAUUAGCAGCGUGUCGUGAGUAAAUAAGUACUUUCAGUAAGUACGAUGACUUGGUCGGCAAAGUGUGAGUUUCAGUGGGUGCCGCGUUUGUCCUCUGCCAGGAAAAACAUAUCUUGUCAAUUAUCGAGUUGACGUAAAUUGCUAGAUCAGCUUGAAGACUACAUAUUAAUAACAAGUCAGAUAUUAUUUUGUCAGUGUUAGGUGUACACGAGCAACAAACUAACAUGGAAUUAACGAAAUUUAUUGCAGUUCUCCUGCUCAUAACAGUUACAGAAAUUACUGCAAUAAAGGAUCAAAAUGCAGAGGGGACUGACUCGACGAACAAACAAAACUUUAAUCCAUUAGCGAGUUUAGUACUAAACCAAAACAGCUCAGAGUCAACAAAAGAUUUGGUACGAGUGAAGCGCCAGUACUAUCCAGAUCCUUAUUAUUACGGAAGAGGGCCAUAUUACCCAAUACCAAUCCCAAUAUUUGUGGGCGGUGGCUUCGGAUUUGGAGGAUAUGGCAGAGGAUUUGGUGGAAGGGGAUUCGUCGGGCGAGGGUUCGGUGGCAGAGGGUUUGGCGGCAGAGGGUUUGGCGGAAGGGGGUUUGGAGGGAGAGGCAUUGGCGGUUUUGGGGGGAGAGGUGGAUUUGGUGGCGGUCGAGGGGGUGGACGGGGUUAAAAGUUGAAUAUAAGUUUGACUAAGGUAUUAAGUCCGCCUUUUAGGUACCUAUAUCGUUUGUAUGUUCAAUAGAUUUUAAAAUAAAUAAAUAGUAUAAUGGCCAUUUCUAAUAAAGUUUACCAUAUUUAAUACCUACUCUUUUUUCAUUUUGUAUAAUAAGAAAAGGGGGAGAAGAAUGGGUUUGGCUCAUAUACUUACCACUACUCCCCAACUUGUUAGAGUAUUAUGGAUUAUGAAGAUAUCUAAUAUGUAGUUGUAGGUGUAUUUUCCGUCCACGGGAUAGGUCAGUGUCCCAGAAAUUCGGGAGGUGUGUGUGGAGCUGAAGGCAACAGGUAGAGGCCCUUUCGACACUUAAAUGAAAUGUAUACUUAAUUAAAUAUACCUAAUUUACA
Cydia pomonella (codling moth) is the source of this 1351-nucleotide messenger RNA. RefSeq lists its product as uncharacterized. Bases 522 to 959 code for a protein of 145 amino acids. NCBI's taxonomy places the organism in Eukaryota, Metazoa, Arthropoda, Insecta, Lepidoptera, Tortricidae. The record is from RefSeq and is a predicted model, not a curated record. The transcript has 3 exons.